UCUCCUUGGAGGCUUCCAGCCCGAACAAGGAAAAAAAAAUCUGACGCCUGCUGCACCGCACCUCGACCUCUCGCCGUCGCCGCCCAUGGAGUCCGUCGCGGCCGCCGCGAUCGCCACCACCUCCCGGUCUCUCCCGCUCCCCUUCUCCUCUACCCCGCUCCACCGCCGGUGCCGUCCCGUCUUCCUCCCCGUCGCCGCCUCCAAGCGCCACAACGACGACGACAAGGAGGUUGCCAACGGCCCCGGGCGCGAGCCCACCAGCCUUGCGCCGUACGGGGGGCUCUCCAUCUCGCCGCUCUCCAAGGACGCGGCCAUGGGGCUGGUGGUGAGCGCUGCCACGGGGAGCGGCUGGACGACGGGAUCAGGGAUGGAGGGGCCGCCAGCGGCGAGCAGAGCCGGUGGGGCGGACAGGCCGGAGGUGUCGACGCUCCCUUGGUCGCUCUUCACAAAAUCGCCGCGGCGGAGGAUGCGGGUGGCCUUCACCUGCAAUGUGUGCGGGCAGCGUACAACCAGGGCCAUCAAUCCUCAUGCCUACACUGAUGGAACUGUGUUUGUUCAGUGCUGUGGUUGCAAUAUAUUCCAUAAGUUGGUCGACAAUCUGAACCUGUUUCAUGAGAUGAAGUGCUAUGUUAGUCCAGACUUCCGCUACGAAGGGGAUGCUCCAUUCAACUACCUUGACAAUAACGAGGAUGGCGAUACUAUCUUCCCUCUCUAAACCUUCUCCCUUGUGUUUCAGUGCAUGAUGAUGCCGUUCUAAUUUGCUCGUGUAGCUGUAUGUAAUAAGCAGAUGUACCUUCCUGAACUUGUGAUAUUAUACAGGUGUAUGUAUAUAAUUGUUUGUACUUAGUGCACACCUUGUGCUGCAAAUUUUAUACAGGUAGCAGAUAAUGGAAUAGACACGGAAGUUUAUGCAUUUGGCCUUA
This is a messenger RNA of Setaria italica (foxtail millet), 923 nucleotides long. RefSeq lists its product as uncharacterized. Gene Ontology annotation, biological process: protein import into mitochondrial matrix; protein stabilization; protein folding. The record is from RefSeq and is a predicted model, not a curated record. Gene Ontology annotation, molecular function: protein-folding chaperone binding; zinc ion binding. NCBI's taxonomy places the organism in Eukaryota, Viridiplantae, Streptophyta, Magnoliopsida, Poales, Poaceae. The coding region runs from base 86 to 715 and encodes 209 amino acids. The transcript is spliced from 4 exons. Gene Ontology annotation, cellular component: mitochondrion.